GGCCAUUCCUCUCUAUCCAUUUUCCUGUCUUUUUUAUUACUAUUCUCAUCAACUUAUAAUUAUUUUAAUCAAAGGGCUCAGCUCAUCAGUUUCUGCAACUUAGUACAAAUUCCAAAACCCAAUCAAAGUGCUUCUGCUCUCUUUCUUUGAGAAGAUUGGGGUGUUCACUCCCAUUCUCACAUGGUCUGGUGCUACAUGUUAGGAGUUUAGUUAAUGCUCAUUAUAAGCUUUAUCUUCACUUUCCUUAAUUAUAUAUUAUUUAUUUAUUUUAUAUUUCUUAUAAUGAAUUAUGAAUUUAGAAACACUUUUAUUCCAAACCAGUAAUGGUAAUAUGUGGAAAGGUAAUAUGGGGUCUGUGUUUGCUUCUUUAAUGGGCUAAUCAAGUGACUAAAACCGUUGAACAAAUGCUUAAAAACAUUUCCUCAUAAUGGUAAUUUCCCAUGUUGGGUAGCUUGUGGAGCUUUAUGGUAGUGCCAAAAGAAACACCCACACACAUACUCCUCUCUCUGUCUUUCUAUUUUGCUGCAUUUGGUUUGAAAUGCUGAGGCUUGAACUGGUUUUGUGAAGUUGUUGCAGUGUUGGAUCUGGUUCUUUUUAACCAGGCCUCAAAUGGGUUUGUGAGUUUUCUCAAAUUUGGUCUCUGAGUUUGAAGGUUUCCUGCUAAAUUUUCAGUUUUUAGUGUUGGCUCUGUUUUUAUGUGCUUAGGCCUGAAAUGGGUUUUUAAGCAUUUCAAUGCUGAGAUCUGAUUUCUGCAGAUUUACUGGUCACAGUGAGGUACAAGAUUCUGUGAGUUGGAUUUGGUAACCUACUUUUGUACUUCAUAACAGUUCAGUUGAGAGCGAGAGGUUAAAGCAAAAAUGGCUCCAAGCUUGGAUUUUUCCAGGUGGUGGGCAAAGGGCAUUUCCAGGUGGUGGGCAAAGGGCAAUACAAGUAAGGGUAAUCCAGUGGUGGUGACCAUGGAGAACCCCAAUUACUCUGUGCUGGAGAUAAAUGGUCCUGAUGAAGUAUUUAGGCCAGUUGAUAAGGACAGAGGCAAGAAUGCUAAGCAAUUUACAUGGGUUUUGCUUCUAAAGGCGCAUAAAGCUGUUGGUUGUGUUGCUUGGCUGGGAAAUAUUCUUUGGUCAUUGCUUGGUUCCAUUAAGAAAAGAUUGAUAUUUGGGCAAGGAGUGACUGUGGAGAAUGAGAAAUCUGGAAAAGGAAGAACCUUGUAUAGGGUCAUUAUGGGAUUCUUAGUCAUGGCUUUAGCUUUUCUGGCUUUUGAACUGGUCGCCCACUUGAAAGGUUGGCAUUAUUUCCAGACCAAUAGUUUGCAUAUCCCCCAAACUUUGGAGAUUAAAGGAUGGCUUCACUCAGUUUAUUUUGUAUGGUUGGAGUUCCGGGCCGACUACAUUGCACCUGCAAUUCAAGCUUUGACUAACUUCUGUGUUGCUCUCUUCUUAAUCCAAUCCGCCGACCGUAUGCUGCUUUGUUUAGGUUGCUUCUGGAUCAAGUUCAAGAAGAUUAAGCCAAGGUUUGAAGAAACCCCAUUGAAGUCAGACGAUUUGGAAGGUGAAGGAUGUUAUUAUCCGAAGGUUCUUGUUCAAAUUCCUAUGUGUAAUGAGAGAGAGGUGUAUGAACAAUCUAUUUCAGCAGUCUGCCAAAUUGAUUGGCCCAAAGAACGCUUGCUGAUUCAAGUUCUGGAUGAUUCUGAUGAUGAUAGCAUACAGUGGUUAAUUAAGGGAGAAGUAGCCAAGUGGAACCAAAGGGGUGUUAAUAUUAUCUACCGACAUCGUUUGGUUAGAACUGGUUAUAAAGCUGGGAAUCUCAAAUCGGCAAUGAAUUGUGAUUACGUGAAGGACUAUGAGUUUGUUGCAAUCUUUGAUGCUGAUUUCCAACCAAACCCUGACUUCCUCAAGCUGACAGUUCCCCAUUUUAAGGACAAUCCUGAGCUGGGGUUGGUUCAGGCUAGGUGGGCUUUUGUUAACAGGGAUGAGAACUUGUUGACACGCCUCCAAAACAUCAAUUUGUGCUUCCACUUUGAGGUGGAACAGCAGGUUAAUGGGGUUUUCCUCAACUUCUUUGGCUUCAAUGGUACUGCUGGAGUUUGGAGAAUCAAAGCACUUGAAGAAUCUGGAGGCUGGCUCGAGCGUACAACAGUAGAAGACAUGGAUAUAGCAGUUCGCGCCCAUCUGAAUGGUUGGAAAUUCAUAUUCCUCAAUGAUGUCAAGGUCCUUUGUGAACUUCCUGAGUCUUAUGAAGCUUACAAAAAGCAGCAGCACCGUUGGCAUUCUGGUCCGAUGCAUCUCUUCCGUUUGUGCCUUCCAGCCAUCAUUAGUUCUAAGAUGAUGUUCUGGAAGAAGGCAAACUUGAUACUACUAUUCUUUCUGCUUAGGAAGUUAAUUCUCCCAUUUUAUUCUUUCACAUUGUUCUGCAUAAUACUUCCUUUGACCAUGUUUGUCCCUGAAGCUGAGCUGUCCAUGUGGGUUAUUUGCUAUGUGCCCGUAUUUAUGUCAUUCAUGAACAUUCUUCCUUCCCUUAGAUCCUUCCCCUUCAUUGUCCCUUACCUUCUGUUUGAAAACACAAUGUCUGUUACCAAAUUCAAUGCUAUGGUAUCCGGCUUGUUCAAGUUG
Messenger RNA from Prunus dulcis (almond), 2609 nucleotides. RefSeq names its product probable xyloglucan glycosyltransferase 5. Lineage: Eukaryota; Viridiplantae; Streptophyta; Magnoliopsida; Rosales; Rosaceae. The annotation marks the transcript as partial. The record is from RefSeq and is a predicted model, not a curated record. Gene Ontology annotation, cellular component: Golgi apparatus. The transcript has 5 exons. Gene Ontology annotation, molecular function: glycosyltransferase activity.